Messenger RNA from Cheilinus undulatus (humphead wrasse), 2172 nucleotides. RefSeq names its product beta,beta-carotene 9',10'-oxygenase-like. The coding region runs from base 68 to 1741 and encodes 557 amino acids. Gene Ontology annotation, cellular component: mitochondrion. Gene Ontology annotation, molecular function: beta-carotene 15,15'-dioxygenase activity; carotenoid dioxygenase activity. Gene Ontology annotation, biological process: carotene catabolic process; retinal metabolic process. NCBI's taxonomy places the organism in Eukaryota, Metazoa, Chordata, Actinopteri, Labriformes, Labridae. The transcript is spliced from 12 exons. The record is from RefSeq and is a predicted model, not a curated record.
CACUACUGCAGGAGGAGUGUGCAAGAUCUUCAACACCAACAGAAACUCAAGAAAAUUCACUACAGCCAUGGCUUCCAUCAAAAUUCAACAGAACAAUGCUACAGGGCUCAAAAAGUCCAGGUCGAGGAAAAACAUCAACUACUUCACAGACGUGCAUGGGCUGCCUAGCAUUGAAAAGCUUGUGACCUCUGUGGAAGAAACUCCUCAGCCAAUCAUCACCAAAAUCACAGGCAAAAUCCCAGAAUGGAUCAAUGGGAAGUUCCUGAGAAAUGGACCUGGGAAGUUUGAGUUUGGAAACAACAAGUUUAAUCACUGGUUUGAUGGUAUGGCUCUCCUGCACCAGUUCAAAAUAUCCAAUGGUCAGGUUACUUACAAAAGCCGCUUCCUGCGCAGUGACUGUUACCAAACCAACAAAGAGCUCAACCGUAUUGCUGUUUCAGAGUUUGGCACUGUCAUGAUGCCAGACCCCUGCAAAAACUUCUUUCAACGCUUCCUGUCAAGAUUUGAGUUACCAAAACCCACAGACAAUGCAAAUGUGAACUUCAUGACGUACAAAGGUGACUAUUAUGUCAGCACAGAAACCAAUCUCAUGCACAGGGUGGACCCUGAGACACUAGAGACAACUAAAAAGGUGGACUGGAGCAAAUUUAUUGCAGUAAAUGGAGCGACAGCACACCCCCACACAGAUCCUGAUGGAACAUCAUACAACAUGGGGAACUCGUACUCAGUUAAAGGAGCAACUUACAACAUCAUUCGCGUGCCACCAACAAAAGAAACAGCUGAUGAGACCCUGGAGGGAGUCACUGUGAUGUGCACUAUUCCUUCACUGGACAAGGCCAAUCCAUCCUACUACCACAGCUUUGGAAUGACUGAGAACUACAUAGUGUUCAUUGAGCAGCCAAUAAAGAUGGACCUGUUGAAGAUUGUGACCGGCAAGCUAAGAACAAAAAGCAUCGGUGAUGGUUUUUUCUGGGACCCAAAACUCAAAACUGUCUUCCACCUGAUUCACAAGGACACAGGGAAGGUAAGCGCCAUCAAGUACAUGGCUGAGCCACUAUCAACCUUCCAUCAGAUUAAUGCAUACGAGGAAGAUGGCUUCUUGAUCCUGGAUAUGUGUGCCUCAGAUGACGGUCAAGCAAUCUCAAACUACAACAUCCAGAACCUGCGCAAGUCUGGAGAAGCUCUUGAUGAGGUAUAUAACACUUUGUGUCGAUCCUUCCCACGGCGCUUCGUUCUUCCUCUAAAUGUGAGCAACGAUACACCCUACAACCAGAACUUGAACAACCAGGUCUACACCACAGCCACUGCUGUAAGAACUGAUAAAAACAAGGUCUUCUGUACUCAUGAAGACCUCCAUGGGGACGAUCUUCAUCACUAUGGAGGUCUGGAGUUCCCUCAGAUCAACUAUAACAAGUACAACACCAAGCCCUACCGCUUCUUCUACGGCUGUGGUUUCAGACAUCUUGUGGGAGACACACUGAUCAAAAUGGACCUUAAUGGGAAACAAAUGAAGGUGUGGGAACAGCCUGGCCUGUAUCCCUCUGAACCAAUCUUCGUGCCCUCCCCCAAUGCAACAGACGAAGAUGAUGGUGUUGUCUUGUCAGUUGUCAUCACUCCAAAUAAAGACAAGAGUACAUUCCUUCUGGUUUUGGAUGCAAAAACAUUUGAGGAGCUGGGCAGAGCUGCAGUACCUGUCAACAUCCCCUACGGUUUCCACGGGACAUUCAGUAACGAUGCUUAGAGCUGCAAGGAGGAAAUAAACACAGACUGAACUGCCAGACUCACAGGGAGUUAAAAACUAUGUCAAUACUGAGUCUUUUUUGUUUGUGUAAACUAAACUUGGAGAGGUCACUAUGAAGGUAUGACAUGUUAGCAGUAAAAAGAUGGCAACCUCUAUUAUUCAUAUUAUUUUGCAGGUAAAACUUUAGAAACUUUUGAGAUGUUCAAUUGUAAAUAUGUUUUCUUUUCUAUACUUUUAACAUUGUUUUUUAAUGUUUAAUUCAAGAACACUUCAGUUUUAAAAGAGUUUGAAUAGUAAAUAUCUCGGGUAGAGUACACAAAACUUAAUUUAUGAUGUUAACAUAUAAACUAACACUGCAGCUGGAAUAAAACAUUAACAGAAAGUUCCGUUCAGUAUUAAUGAGGAAACAUGUACUGACAUCUAUAUAUGAA